This is a messenger RNA of Stereum hirsutum FP-91666 SS1, 2767 nucleotides long. Its product is annotated as WD40 repeat-like protein. Lineage: Eukaryota; Fungi; Basidiomycota; Agaricomycetes; Russulales; Stereaceae. Gene Ontology annotation, molecular function: protein binding. Gene Ontology annotation, biological process: nucleosome assembly; DNA replication-dependent chromatin assembly. Bases 63 to 2420 code for a protein of 785 amino acids. The transcript is spliced from 7 exons. Gene Ontology annotation, cellular component: CAF-1 complex; nucleus. The record is from RefSeq and is a predicted model, not a curated record.
CCGCCCUUUGUUAGUUUUGCGACGGUCUCAGCCAUACUCUCAGCGAAAUCCAAGGGCAGGAAAUGCGCGUUAAAUGUAUCGAAAUUCACUGGCACGACGGCAAGCCAAUCGCGACGUGUGAUUUCCAGCCCGUACCGUUCAAGAAGGCGCGUCCUACCGCGGGCGGGGAAAGGAGUUUUACGCGUCAGACCUAUAAGCUAGCCACGGGAGGAGAAGAUAAUCAUGUCAGGCUCUGGAAUGUUCACCCCAACAUGUUGCCACCAUCUGUUGUAACGGAAAGCGCUCCUGGAGAUGCAGUUGAAGCGAGACCUCCAAGGGUAGAGUAUCUAGCGACAUUGAACAAGCAUUCAGCCCCUGUCAACGUCGUGAGAUUCAGUCCAAACGGAGAAUUUAUCGCUUCUGCUGGAGAUGACGGCAUGAUUAUUAUCUGGUCACAAACCUCGUCUCCUAACACGGGUGUCUACGGCAGCGACCUGACUCCAGAGGAGAUGCAGCUGGAGAAGGAGUUUUGGAAGCCAAGAACCACGUUCAAAUGCACCUCUAUGCAGGUUUACGAUCUUGCCUGGAGUCCGUCAGGGGAGUAUAUAAUUUCUGGCAGCACAGAUAACGUAGCCAGGGUAUUUAGCACUAUCGAUGGCAAGUGCGUCAACGAGAUUGCCGAACACAAUCACUAUGUCCAGGGCGUUGCAUGGGAUCCACUCAACGAAUAUAUUGCUACGCAAAGCAGUGAUCGGUCCAUGCACGUUUACAGCGUUUCCACCAAGCACGGGGGCCUUGACCUUCACGCUGUGGGCAAGAACUCUCGAAUGACUACUCACCAUACUCGCACCCCGAGCUCCCACAGCGCUACCCCCAGCACCAGCCGACCCCGGAUGUUCCAUAGAGAGUCCAGCGCCAGCGAUGCCGAAUCCGUCAUCACAAGUGUCAGCGAACAGUUGCACCGGGAGGAUACUUCUGCCACUACACCGUCCAUAAUGGCACCCUCCCCCUCGCCCGUAGGCAUCCCACUCACCCCGGCGACUUCGGUUGCCAGCUCAUCGUCUAUGUUCCCCCCUCCCCCAAUGGAUAAACAAUCCUCAUCUAGACGAUCGUCUUUCAGCGGCUCUAAUGCGCCAAGCUCGCCUGCGAACUUUGCGCGAUAUGGGCGCUCCCCGUCACCGAUGCCCGCAUUGCCCGCCAUUCGUACUGCCUCGGCAAACCCGUCAACCUGGAAUCUAUAUGGCGACGAGAGCUUCACGACAUUCUAUCGACGACUGACGUUCAGUCCUGAUGGAGGUUUACUUCUGACUCCUGCUGGCCAGUUUGAGGAUCCAUCAGUGGUCCCAGGGUCUACCCGGUCCCCGUCAAAGUCCGAAGAGCCAACCCGUGGUCGGAAGCGCGGCUCGCAGGCUACAGAACCUGUCAACCCUUCAUCAACCUCUUCUGUCUUCAUUUACUCUCGCGCCAACUUUGCGCGACCGCCAAUUGCGCAACUCCCUGGCCAUAAGAAGGCCAGUCUUGCGGUGAAAUUCUCCAGCGUUUUGUAUGAACUUCGUCCAGGAGUAUUCGGCCCUGAUGUUCAGACAGAUACAAAGAUGAUCACCGUUGAGAGGGGAAAGGAAGAUAAUGUCACUGUCGACAUCGGGACGACUCCCUCUGCAACGCCCAUGACCACUCCAAGUCACACCGCAAUCUCGCUUGUCGAGUCAAUAUCGCCUCUUCCUUCGCCGCUGAAGCACUCCUCGGCACUCCUAGCGCCACUGGCCGUCCCAGCGCCAACGGGCACAUCAGGACUUUUGCACACUCUUCCUUCGCCAGCACCUUCUGCUAGUGAUUCUGUCUCUGUUCGACCUUUCAGUCCUGCGGUUUCGAAGCCACCUACUCCCGCACCUGGUACAGGCUCAGUGUUUUCUUUGCCGUACAGGAUGCUUUACGCCGUAGCAACGACCGAUACGGUGACGAUCUACGACACGCAGCAGUCCGGCCCUGUUUGUAUCUUGACGAACCUUCAUUACCGCGAAUUUACAGAUAUGACAUGGUCGCCCGACGGUCAAUGCCUCAUGCUUUCUGCACGAGACGGCUACUGCACAAUCGUCGUGUUCGACGAGAUCUUGCCUGCUCACCACACUCAACAACAAACCCUCCAGUUCCAAUCUAUCGCCCAGCACCACUCCGUCCCUCUUACCUCCUCAGCUUCCCUCACUCCGGCCACUACGCCAUCUGUCUCUGCCGUUUCCCUACCGCCAUCAGCUUCGCCUGCGAUCUCCGCAACACAUUCAUUGAAGAGGAGUGAACCACCGGCUACACCUAUCAGUGUCUCGGGUACGGAUGACGAGGCUGCAGCAUCGGGCAGCGUUGCUGGUGAUAAGGACAACGUGGAGGAGCCGCCCAAGAAGAAAAGGAGGGUGGUGUUGACGAGGGUUGGCGACGUAGGUUCAUAAAUUGGGUGCCACACCUCUUCUAACCGCUUCGAAAGCAUCGCUACUCGUCUACCUUCCCAAACUCGUUUGCUCGUUCAUGCUUUUCUAGCUGUGCUCCCCACCUCUCAGAAGUCAUAACGCGUGCUCUUUUUUUUUAACGUACUCAACGUCUUCUUGAUCUUUCUCCACCCUUGUGGUCAAUCUCGUCUGGCUUGGUUACAUGAUACGCUCAUGCUUUUGCAUUAUGCUCUUCCAUCUCUCUCGGUUCUGUCUGUUCUUUUUAUAUACAUUUCUCGCCCAUUCUCCUUAUUUCCGUCUCCAUUUACGUUAUUCUUUUUGCACCCCCACCCCCGUGUUUCGUUUGAACC